AUGGCUUCUCCCAAGGUAUGCUGCUUCUGCCUCGGAGGCGAAACAGACGUGCCUUCGUUUGGCGAGCUUAAGGAUGGCGAGGACUUCAUAUGUCCCUGUUCGACCUGUUCGAUACAAAGCCAUCGCAAGUGCCUCUUGGACUGGUUCAAUGCUCUUCCUCUGGAUAAGCUCCAGGUCAUCGACCCCCAGGCCGUGCACGAAACGCUCACGUCACGGCGCAACGCCCUCAGUACCAACUUGGCAGAUAACCAAGACAACACUACCCAGAUCUAUAUCGACUUGUCGCCAGGACUGGUGCGGGACUGGAUCUCGCAGAACCUCUGGAGCUCGUCUGACAACGCCACUGGCGAUGUGGAGGCAGUUCUGGUGGACUUCAGCGGUUCCCGUGCCCUCAACACGCCUGUGGUGUUCAUCCUAGCGCCGUGUCCCCAGUGUAAACUGGAUAUCGUGUUUUCCAUGAAGCGCUCGUCGCUUUUGGCUGCCAAUACCAACACACGGCAAUUGUUAAUUCGGACUAUCCAGUUCGGAGGACUCUUCUUGGGGUUCACGUCUGCCGUGACAGGCGUGGUGUCUAUGGGCUACAUUGGACUCACUUCGUGUGGACUAAAGAUGAUGGAUUGCUUGAUUCCAGGACCGUUGCUCGUGCUGAUGCUUACCAAGCGCAACGUCGCCUCCAGCGCCUCCUCCACCUACAACACACUCUCCCAGUUGUUGCUCGGCAAUGUCAACAACUACGCCAUCGACAACUUGGAGCAGGCGUUGUACAAAGGGUUGAUUGAUCCGUUGAAGUUCUCGCGGAUACCUCUCUUGCCUAUCAUGCUCUACCGCAUGCGAGGCUCGUCGCUCAGCGAGUGCUUGUUUGGCAAGUCCAAGGAGCUGAAGGUCAGCAACUGGGUGACGGAAUUUCUCGUCAACGGCUACAUCUCAUCGUUGGGCAACCACGAAUUGGCACGAAUAGUGCUAGCCAAUGGACAAAGAAUCGUCACCGACUUUACCAGAGACCCAACCAGCGUCCUCCAGGGUGUUGACUUGUUCAGAGGCGUCAACUGGUGGAAAACUCCCAACAUGAUUUCCAUGGUGAUCCCCAUCAGAUGGGCAUACGACCUCUUCUCGCGCUUGGUAAUCAACAAGGCCCACUUCGACUUGACAUUGAGCAUACGGCCCCGCGAGAUCACCAACAGCCUUCCUCCAGGUGACGUGGAGGUACUCGAGGAGCUCAACGACAAGCUCAAGGAGCUCGAACGCAGAAUCCAGCACGAACGCAUCGAGGUCAGAAAGCACCUUAAGAUCUCGCCUGGCUCUCAUUCGCUCUAUCUCCACUUGAAGAAGCGCGUGCUCUUACUCCAGACCAUUUUGACCUCCAACAUCCCCUUCAGCUACGUCAGACUCACUCUUGCAAACUGGUGGUACAAACUCAAGGCCUGCUUGGUCAACGACUACUCGCAGACUUUGCUUACACAGUCCACUAUGAUCCGGUGUGUCACCACCUUGAUCUGGCCGUACUUGAGCUCCAAAUUGGGCACGGUUGUGUUCCACACCGUAUUGGGGAGAAUGGUACCAGUGCCAAAUGUGCCCCACGAGAAAUUGGUGCUUUUGAGCAAUAUCAUCGGUCUCGUGGGAGUAGUGUUUGUAAAGGACUUGGCCAACCUCUACCUCAGCUACAAAAGGGCCAACCAGUUGUCCAACAUGAGGAUCUUGACCAGCUACUCGCCUCCCGAGAAGAAGGACACAAGCAAGCCGGAACCGGGACAUUUAGACAGGAUAAAUUCCAAUGUCACGGCCGCAUACAAUCGGUUUUUUGCCCCAGCCACCUCGACAGAAAACUACCCUACCACGGAAGAAUCGGGCGAUGAAGAGUACCAGGAUACUCAGUCGUUUCCCGGUAGUUACCCUUGGUGA
This is a messenger RNA of Suhomyces tanzawaensis NRRL Y-17324, 1899 nucleotides long. RefSeq lists its product as uncharacterized. NCBI's taxonomy places the organism in Eukaryota, Fungi, Ascomycota, Pichiomycetes, Serinales, Debaryomycetaceae. The record is from RefSeq and is a predicted model, not a curated record. The transcript has 2 exons. Bases 1 to 1899 code for a protein of 632 amino acids.